Messenger RNA from Cyphellophora europaea CBS 101466, 516 nucleotides. RefSeq lists its product as uncharacterized. The transcript has a single exon. Bases 1 to 516 code for a protein of 171 amino acids. The record is from RefSeq and is a predicted model, not a curated record. Lineage: Eukaryota; Fungi; Ascomycota; Eurotiomycetes; Chaetothyriales; Cyphellophoraceae. Gene Ontology annotation, biological process: endoplasmic reticulum to Golgi vesicle-mediated transport.
AUGGCGAAUCGCUACUCUAGCCUGAACCGUCGCACUCCCGCUACAUCCACACUGUUCGAUUCAUAUCCUGGCUCAAGACCCUCCUCGUCGACUUCAGACCUGCGGUCACAGUCUCCCUACACUCAUGCUACGUCCCCGAACCCCUACGGCUUUGCCGGCGCCAAUGGCGCACCUUCAAACUCCGGCUUCAGACCUGCCACUCCGAACAAGAAAGGCCAAUACUCGGCCGCCGUUCUUGAAGAACUCGAAUCCCAGAAUGAUAACACUGCGACCACACUAUUGAGUCAAAAAGUCGGCCAGCUCAAGCAGCUUACAAUUGCAAUUGGCGAUGAGAUCCGUGACAGCAGCACGCUUGCCGACCAGCUGAACAACACGUUUGAAAAUACAGGCGUCAGGCUGAAAGGCACAAUGCGGCGAAUGCUGCGGAUGGCCGAGAAGACGGGUGUGGGAUGGAGGGUCUGGCUGGGCUUCUUCUGCGCCGUGUGGCUGCUGUUCGUCUACGUGUGGUUGUUCUAG